This is a messenger RNA of Cornus florida, 4317 nucleotides long. Its product is annotated as probable leucine-rich repeat receptor-like protein kinase At2g33170. Gene Ontology annotation, biological process: protein phosphorylation. The transcript has 3 exons. The record is from RefSeq and is a predicted model, not a curated record. Bases 717 to 4040 code for a protein of 1107 amino acids. NCBI's taxonomy places the organism in Eukaryota, Viridiplantae, Streptophyta, Magnoliopsida, Cornales, Cornaceae. Gene Ontology annotation, molecular function: protein binding; protein kinase activity; ATP binding.
ACAAAGUAGAGACUACUAAGAAAGAGAGAAGUAAAAAGCAUGUUUGUAAAUUUGCCCAUUUGAGCUUCAUAUGAAGAGCUCUCUCUUUGUUCACCCAAAGAUUUUUCACCAUUCAAGAUGUGGGUUUGUAUGUUACUUUGCUUCCUUUUUAAACUUUCCCAAAUAUUAUAAUCGCAGAAAAUCUGGGAUUCAUUGUAUUUGAUUUCAUCCUUUUUGGGUUUCAAAAGGGUUGCUCCAUAGCAAAGGAAUGACUUGAAUAAUGCUGGUAUUGCUGUUUUGGGUGCCUCUUUUUGGGGGAGUGAAGGACUCAAAAGGUAUGUUAAGGCCUUGAUCCUUGAUGGGUUUUUGAAUUUUGUGUUGUGGGAUUCCUUUCACUUCCUUGUAUUUGUCAUUUCUGCAAUACCCUUUAACCUUUUUAAAACUUCUGGAUUGUUGGGUUUUAGGAAAUUGAUUGAUUCAUCACUUCUUUGAAUCAAUAAAUAAUUUGGACCCUUAAGACCCUUACUUCUUGGGUUCCUAGUCUUACAAAUGAUUGAUUUCUCACUCUCUUGUUAAUUAUUGCCUUUUUUGGUGAUUGGGUUUCUGAAAAUUUAAACCUUCUUCUAGAAAUGAGGGAUUCCAUAUCUUAUUGGUUGAGGCUAUGAUUGUUUUGACUUGUUGGAGUUGUUAACAUAUCAGUUUAUGCUGUAAGUUUGAUUUGGUGGAGGGUUACGGUGAUGUCUGGGUUUUUCGAAUCAAUGAGAGGUUUGGUUUUAAGAUUUACUGGGAUUUUAGUUGUUGUUGCUCUAGUGUUUUGCACUUCGGAGGGGUUGAAUUCGGAGGGGCUUUACCUCUUGGAGUUUAAGGGUGGCAUUCAGGAUAAAUUUAACAAUCUGGGAAAUUGGAAUUCCACUGAUCAGACACCCUGUGGAUGGAGUGGUGUGAAUUGCACAUCCGAUUAUGAUCCGGUGGUCUGGUCACUUGACUUAAACUCCAUGAAUCUUUUGGGGACCUUAAGCCCAAGUAUUGGUGGUCUGGUCUACCUAACUUAUCUUGAUGUUUCUUACAAUGGGUUUACGGGCAGUAUUCCCGGGGAGAUUGGGAACUGCUCAAGACUGGAGAUUCUUUAUUUGAACAAUAAUCAGUUCAAUGGACAAAUUCCUGCUGAAUUGGGUAAUCUGUCUUGUUUAAAAGAGUUGAAUUUGUGCAAUAACAAGAUCUCUGGCCCCAUUCCGGAGGAGCUUGGAAAGCUUUCUUCACUGGUUGAAUUGGUGGCUUUCACCAACAACCUCUCGGGUCCAUUGCCUCGUUCUCUUGGAAAUCUGAAGAGUUUGAGAAAAUUUCGAGCAGGGCAGACUGAGAUUUCUGGAAGCAUACCCUCGGAAAUAGGUGGUUGUGAGAGCUUGAAGUAUCUUGGUCUUGCCCAAAGUAAUUUAGAAGGGGAUAUACCCAAAGAGAUUGGUCUGCUUGGGAGCUUGACAGAUCUAAUUCUUAUGGAUAAUCAGCUGUCUGGUUUUGUCCCGAAGGAGCUCGGCAAUUGUACGAAUCUAGAGACCCUUGCUUUGUACCAGAACAGUCUUGUAGGAGAAAUUCCUGUGGAGAUUGGAAGCCUCAAGUUUCUGAAGAAUUUAUAUCUAUACAGGAAUAAACUGAAUGGAACAAUUCCAAAGGAGAUUGGGAAUCUUUCUUUAGCUACAGAGAUCGAUUUCUCAGAGAACUUAUUAACGGGAGAAAUUCCAACAGAGUUUAGCCAAAUAAAAGGUCUAGAAUUACUCUACCUUUUCGAUAACCAUCUGACAGGGGUUAUUCCAAUAGAGCUUACAGGCUUGAAAAACUUGACAAAACUUGACCUCUCAAUUAAUAACCUCACAGGCUCUAUACCAUUCGGAUUUCAGUAUCUACCCAAAAUGAUCCAAUUACAGCUUUUCAGCAAUUCUCUGAGUGGUCGUAUUCCUCAAGGGCUUGGAAUUUACAGUGAACUAUGGGUGGUUGAUUUUUCAGACAACCACCUAACAGGAAGAAUUCCUCCGUAUAUUUGUCGCCGUUCUAACUUGUUUUUGCUGAAUCUGGGGUCCAAUAAACUGUAUGGAUAUAUUCCUACUGGGAUCACAAGCUGCAAAACAAUGGUGCAGCUACGUCUCGAUGGAAAUAUGUUGACUGGGAGCUUUCCUUCAGAGUUGUGCCAAUUGGUGAACAUUUCAGCUGUUGAACUGGGCCAGAACAAUUUCAGCGGUCCUAUUCCUCAUGAGGUUGGGUAUUGCCAAAAGUUGCAAAGGCUUGAUCUCUCGAACAAUUUCUUUUCUUCUAAGUUGCCAAGGGAGAUUGGAAAUCUGUCACAGUUGGUCAGUUUUAACAUUUCAUCUAACAUGUUCACUGGAUGGAUUCCACUAGAAAUUCUUAACUGUAAGAUGCUUCAACGACUUGAUCUGAGCCGAAACAGUUUUGUAGAUGCUAUACCAAAUGAGCUUGGUGCCCUUUCACAUUUGGAGCGUCUCAUGCUUUCAGAAAAUAAGUUUUCUGGAAAUAUACCAGCUGUAUUGGGUAAUCUUUCUCAUCUGACGGAGUUGCAGAUGGGUGGCAACUCCUUUUCUGGUGAGAUACCAUCAGAGUUGGGUGCUCUCACAAGCUUGCAAAUUGCGAUGAAUCUUAGUUAUAACAAUCUCUCUGGCAGCAUUCCUCCACAGUUGGGAAAUCUUAUUUUACUUGAAUUCCUCCUGCUUAAUAACAAUCAUUUGAGCGGUGAAAUUCCGAGCUCAUUUGAAAAAUUGUCAAGUUUACAGGGGUGCAACUUCUCAUAUAAUAACCUUACUGGGCCUCUACCUUCCAUACCUUUGUUUCGGAAUUUGGCUGUCAGUAGUUUUAUUGGAAACAAAGGGCUUUGUGGCGGGCCUCUUGGGGAUUGUGGUGGACCUUCAUCUUCUAACUCAGUCCCACGUUCUGUGGAUGGUGUGGAUGCGCGUCGUAGUAAAAUCAUUAUUGCAGUUGCAUCUACUGUAGGUGGAGUUUCUCUUAUUCUAAUUGUAAUUAUUAUAUAUUUCAUGAGGCGUCCGGCUGAGGUGGUUGCUUCCUUGAAUGAUAAAGAGAUACCCUUUCCCGCUUCGGAUAUUUAUUUCCCUCCAAAGGAGGGGUUCACUUUCCAAGAUCUGGUUGAGGCGACAAACAAUUUUCAUGACAGUUAUGUUGUCGGAAGAGGUGCUGUUGGGACAGUUUACAAGGCUGUUAUGGAUUCUGGAGAAACAAUUGCUGUUAAGAAGCUUGCAUCUAACAGAGAGGGGAACAACAUUGAAAGCGGCUUUCAAGCUGAGAUUUCAACCCUGGGAAAGAUUAGGCAUUGCAACAUUGUGAAGCUAUAUGGUUUUUGCUAUUACCACGGUUCCAAUCUGCUUCUUUAUGAGUACAUGGCCAGGGGCAGCUUGGGUGAAUUGCUUCAUGGGUCAUCUUGUAGCUUGGAAUGGCCGGUACGCUUUAUGAUUGCUCUUGGGACUGCUCAUGGUCUUUCUUAUUUACAUCAUGACUGCAAGCCAAAGAUCAUUCACCGUGAUAUAAAGUCUAACAAUAUUCUACUUGAUGAUAACUUUGAAGCUCAUGUUGGUGAUUUUGGUUUGGCAAAGAUUAUUGACAUGCCUCAGUCAAAGUCAAUGUCUGCAGUCGCAGGAUCAUACGGAUACAUUGCCCCUGAAUAUGCAUACACGAUGAAGGUCACAGAAAAAUGUGACAUCUAUAGCUAUGGGGUGGUUCUGUUGGAGUUGCUAACGGGAAAAACUCCUGUACAGCCAGUAGAUCAAGGAGGAGAUCUUGUCACAGUUGUGAGGACUUAUGUUCGAGACCAUUCAUUGUCGUCAGGGAUACUUGACUGCCGAUUAAGUUCCAAGGACGAGAGAACAAUCAAUCACAUGAUUACCAUCUUAAAAAUUGCUUUAAUGUGCACGAGUAUGUCCCCUUCCGGCCGGCCAUCCAUGCGGGAAGUUGUGCUGAUGCUGAUCGAGUCUAAUGACCGAGAAGGGAACUUCAUUUCAUCUCCAGCUCAUGAUGAUCUCCCUUUGUGCGAUGAUGCCUCAUGAACGCAUUUGACAAUUCCCCAGGUUCAUUAACACACAUAAUUACUUAAUUGUAUUAUUUACCAUUUAAAUGAUAAAUAUCAUCAUAUACAUCCAUCUUUUCUUCUCAAAUAAGAUUUCAUCAGUCAUGUUCUAGUACAAAAUUGAUGUUACUCUCUCUUUCUCUCUCUCUCUCUCCCUCUUUUUUCAUCCUUUUGAAAUCAAUACAUAAUAGUAGGAAAAUAGAAUGUACCUGUUGCAACAGAACUUCAUUUGUAUCUUAACCUCUCAUGAAAUAUUA